This is a messenger RNA of Coregonus clupeaformis (lake whitefish), 2215 nucleotides long. RefSeq names its product phospholipid phosphatase 5. The coding region runs from base 419 to 1219 and encodes 266 amino acids. Gene Ontology annotation, molecular function: phosphatidate phosphatase activity. The record is from RefSeq and is a predicted model, not a curated record. NCBI's taxonomy places the organism in Eukaryota, Metazoa, Chordata, Actinopteri, Salmoniformes, Salmonidae. Gene Ontology annotation, biological process: phospholipid metabolic process. The transcript is spliced from 8 exons.
ACGUGUGAAGAACGAGCUCCGACUGGGAAAAAUUGUUUUGAACGGUCAUCCAACUUGGAAUUCCAAGUUGAAAACUCGUGGAUCUUUAUAGAGCUCUGACUUUCCGACCUGAAGAUCACUGAUGUCAUGAUUUGACCUUGUUUUUUUCCGAUAUCCCAGAAGUCUUGAAAGCACCAUUAUUUUUCGACAAAGACCGACAAUAAGCUUUCUCCUCCUCCGGGCAUCUCUCUCACAGGUCUCUUAGCUAUACCGGUUUAGCGGAUGGGAGAAGUAUGAUGGUGAUGGGGAGGCCCAGGUCACGGUAGCUAGCAGUGCGAGUAUGAGGAGAAAGACGUAACUAAACACCGAGUUUAAGUUUUGGAGAGGAUUCCAGUGGAUUUACCAAGUGAUCUGUCUGGAAACUAACCUGAUAAACAAGAUGAAGAGGGGUUUGCUGCGUGGCUUACUGCCAGAGGUGUCUAUCCGACUGCUGUUUCUGGUUGUCUUCCUUGUGACAGAGCAGCUUCCACCCUUUAUUCGUGAGAUCCAGGCAGAGGAGAUGUGGCUGUAUAGGUUUCACAGAGUGGAGAACGACCAUGUCCCCACCUCUCUCAUGUUUAGCGUGGCAUGUUUCACUCCAUUCCUGGUGAUCCUGCUUUUCACCUUUCUGAAGAGAGCUGAGAGAGGAGACGUGAGAGAGGCCUCACUAGCGGUGACUCUGGCUCUGGUACUGAACGGAGUUUUCACCAACGCCAUCAAGCUGGUCGUAGGCCGGCCGCGGCCAGACUUCUUCUACCGCUGUUUCCCAGAUGGACAGAUGAACCUGGAGAUGCACUGCAGCGGCGACCCGGAAGUGGUCAUGGAGGGCAGGAAGAGCUUUCCCAGUGGACACUCCUCCUUUGCAUUCACCGGACUGGGCUUCACAGCGCUGUAUGUGGGGGGUAAGCUGCGGUGCUUUAGUCUGGGGGGUCAGGGCAGGGCCUGGAGAAUGUGUCUCUUCCUCGCUCCUCUCCUCCUAGCCUUCAUGAUCGCUCUCUCCAGGACCUGCGACUACAAACACCACUGGCAAGAUGUGUUGGUGGGUUCUGGUCUGGGCCUGGUGUUCUCUUGGCUCUGCUACAGACAGCACUACCCCUCCCUCCAGGACCCUGACUGUCACCGGCCACUACGCCACAGAGAGACUGUUCCUGCUGUGCAGGAACGCAAGCUGGCCAACUCCAACUACAUAUUACCCCUAUAGCUCAACUCUAGCUAUAUAAUACCCCUAUAGCUGGCCAACUCCAAGUACUUACUACCCCUGUAGCUGGCCAAAUCCAACUGCAUACCACCCCUAUAGCUCAAAUCCAACUAUAUACUACCCCUAUAGCUCAACUACAUACCACCCAUAUAGCUGGCCAACUACAUACUACCCCUAUAGCUGGCCAACUACAUAUUACCCCUGUAGCUGGCCAAAUCCAACUGCAUACUACCCCUAUAGUUCAAAUCCAACUACAUACUACCCCUCUAGCUGGCCAACUCCAAAUGCAUACUACCCCUAUAGCUGAACUCCAUUUACAUACUACCCCUGUAGUCUUUCACUUCAACUACAUACUACCCCUUCGCCCCGGGUUCGUUAUAUCUGGCCAACUGAUCUCCAACUACAUACUACCCUGAUAGCGCUACUCAAUGAGUGGUUGAGUAACUAGUGGUAGAAAUGGGACCAGGCCCAAAUGUUAACCCUGAGUGGGGAGGAGAGGGACUGUAAUUCUUGAGCCCACCAGGUACCAGGUGCUAAGCUGUUAGUGCUACUGAAAUAAUUUGUAUUCCCUGGAAGUAGGAAAGCAGUUUUCCUCUCAACACACACAAUGGAUUAACCACAGCAGUUAAUAGUUUUUUUCCUCAUAUUAUGAUUCCCUGUUUGUUUUGUCUGAUUUAUAGUGCACUACUUUUGACAACAGCCCUAUAGGCCCAAAUCAAAAGUAGUGCACUGUAUACGGAAUAGGGUGCCAUUUGGGAGGCAGACCUGUCUGUGGAGGUGAGGGUGCACUUUUCUGUAGAGUUCAGUGUCAACACUAGGAUAGCAGUGGUCUAGAAUCACAUUACAGUUUGUACAUUUAGAGUUCAUCCUUUACAUCAGUGGUCACCAACUGGUUGAUCGUGAUCGACUGGCAGAUUUCCAAGCCAUUCCUAGUCGAUCACCAAACAUUUCUGUAAAAAAAUAAUAAUAAUAAAGCCUUGCAAUCCUAGUUUUUUUUUA